AUAUUAUUUCACACUUGGCGUAAAACUAGUUUGUUUUAUUUCAUUAAAUGAGUUUUUUGUUGCUUAAUUGAGUAUUUUUGUGCAAUUUAUUAUUAUUGUGGCGCCCUCUAUAAUAACAAUCAUCUGUCAAAUGUCAUUUGAUAAAAAAUGCAUAAUUCUCGUUAAAAUCACUUUAAAACGCAAAAAACAACCCAAAGUUGGUCUAAUCUGUUAGAUUAGAUAACGUAAUUUUAUUUUUAUGAUGUUUUUUGUUUGGUUUUGAUUUUUUUUUUCACGACUCGAAAAUGAGUAAACACAUGUAUUCAACCGCAAAUCUCACCGAUAAGGAGCUGAAAGAGCAAGGAAACCGCUUAUUUAGCCUCCGGAAGUACGAGGAAGCGAUCAAUUGUUACAGUAAGGCAAUUAUUAAAAAUCCCGAUGUCCCCCAUUAUUUCACAAACCGGGCGCUUUGCUACUUGAAAUUGGCCCGUUGGGAGCAAGCCUGCACCGACUGCAGGAGGGCCCUGGACAUGGACUCGAAUUUAGUCAAGGGGCACUUUUUCCUAGGCCAAGCCUUGCUAGAGACGGAGAAUUACGACGAAUCGAUCAAACACCUCAUGCGGGGUGAGUUCACCACCGCGGCUUUGCCCCAGUCUCAACCCCCCGUUUCAGCAUCCGAUUUAGCGAAAGAACAAAAACUCAAUUUUGGGGAUGAUAUAGCGGCGCAGUUGAGGGCCGCCCGCAAAAAGCGCUUUUCGAUCCAAGAGGAGAAACGGAUCGCCCAAGAAAUCGACCUUUUGACGUAUCUCACAAAACUGGUCAAGGGGGACAAAGAGACACAAAUCGAGAAUGUGAAAAGUCAAGCACUUGAAAGCGAGCUUGAGGAGGAGAAAAUACGCGAAAUUGAGGAGAAAUGCGACUCGCAUUUAAGCGAACUCAAUGCACUUUUUAUGAAAGUUGAUGAGAAGCGACGAAAACGGGAAGUGCCCGAUUAUUUGUGCGGGAAAAUCAGUUUUGAAAUUUUACAGGAACCUGUGAUAACGCCAAGUGGGAUUACGUAUGAUAAAAAGGACCUAGAGGAGCAUCUCCAGAGAGUUGGUCAUUUUGAUCCUGUCACUAGAGUGAAACUCACCCAAGAUCAGCUCAUUCCCAAUUUCGCAAUGAAGGAAGUUGUUGACGCAUUUCUUGCCGAUAAUGAAUGGGCCUUAGACUAUUAACUUGUAAAAAAUAUAUUUUUUAUCUUCCUAAGGGACACUGUUAUCUAAGCACAUUUUUCGCUUGAUUUCCGGAUGUAUUUCUCCUUAUUUAUGAUUAUAGUUAAGUAAUACGUUUCACAUUUGAAGUUUUGUCGUUUUCUUUUUUGGAUUUUCUAAUUUUUGACUGAAAUAAAACUAAUUGAAAAGUC
This is a messenger RNA of Tribolium madens (black flour beetle), 1384 nucleotides long. RefSeq names its product E3 ubiquitin-protein ligase CHIP (gene STUB1). The record is from RefSeq and is a predicted model, not a curated record. Gene Ontology annotation, molecular function: ubiquitin protein ligase activity; protein-folding chaperone binding. Lineage: Eukaryota; Metazoa; Arthropoda; Insecta; Coleoptera; Tenebrionidae. Gene Ontology annotation, biological process: cellular response to misfolded protein; positive regulation of proteolysis; protein polyubiquitination. Gene Ontology annotation, cellular component: cytoplasm; Z disc. Bases 285 to 1196 code for a protein of 303 amino acids. The transcript is spliced from 5 exons.